Messenger RNA from Penicillium longicatenatum, 477 nucleotides. Its product is annotated as ubiquinol--cytochrome-c reductase subunit 7. Lineage: Eukaryota; Fungi; Ascomycota; Eurotiomycetes; Eurotiales; Aspergillaceae. The coding region runs from base 81 to 449 and encodes 122 amino acids. The transcript has 4 exons. Gene Ontology annotation, biological process: mitochondrial electron transport, ubiquinol to cytochrome c. The record is from RefSeq and is a predicted model, not a curated record.
CGGGUCAUCUCGUGUUCAACCGGACCGCCCUUUCCAAUCUUCCCUCAUUCCCCAGAGCCUUUGGAUACCCGGUAUUCAAGAUGUCUGCCCCUUCGAUCACCAACUACAUCGUCAAGCGCCCAUGGCUCAAGCGCUGGAUGACCCCUCUGGCCAAUUGGUACACUGAUGCCGCCGGCUACAGGAAGCUUGGACUGAAGUUCGACGACCUCAUCCCCGAGGAGAGCGAGGUUGUCCAGAAGGCCAUCAAGCGUUUGCCUUCCAAGGAGGCCUACGACCGUGUCUUCCGCAUUCGCCGCGCAUUCCAGUGCUCCAUUUCCCACACUCUUCUUCCCCCCAACGAGCAGAUCAAGCCCCACGAGGACGUUGAGUACCUCAGCCCCAUCAUCCGCGAGAUCGAGAAGGAGAACAAGGAGCGUGAUGACCUCGACAACCUCGUCGUCCGCAAGUAAACGCACCCGGCCAUCACUUGCCUGCCCU